AUGCUGGGUACCCCCCAGCUGCAGGCGCCUGCGAUCCUCAAUAUGGAAGAUGACCAGAACUGGUACAAGGCCGAGCUGUAUGGCUGCGAGGGCUUCGUCCCCAAAAACUACAUCAAGGUCAAGCCGCACCCGUGGUACGCGGGCAGGAUCUCCCGGCACCUGGCGGAGGAGCGGCUCCUCAAGCGCAAGCACCUGGGAGCCUUCCUGAUCCGCGACAGCGAGAGCACCCCGGGGGAGUUCUCCAUCUCCGUCAACUACGGGCAGCACGUCCAGCACUUCAAGGUGCUCAGGGAGAGGAAUGGCAAAUAUUUCCUCUGGGAGGAGAAGUUCAACUCCCUCAACGAGCUGGUGGAUUUCUACAGGACGACUACCAUUGCCAAAAAGCAACAGAUCUUCCUCCGGGAUGAGGACCAGACUCAGGAGGUGAGGAGACCCAAAUUUGUGCAAGCCCAGUUCGACUUCUCAGCCCACGACGGCUCCCAGCUGCCCUUCCUCCGCGGGGACAUCAUCGAGGUCCUGGACUACCCCGACCCAAACUGGUGGCAGGGGAAGAUCUACGGGCGCGUCGGCCUCUUCCCCCGCAACUACGUCCACCCCAUCCACAAGUGAGCUGCCGCCGGCGCUGCGGGCGAGCAGGGAGGACCCCAGCCCCCGCUGCCCCCCACUCACCGGAGCUGCUUUGUGCCUGCACGCGGACUGCACGUCCCCCUGUCCCCACGGGUGGUGCCCGUCCCCACACCAGGCUGCCGACACAUGAGGUCCCGGUGCCACAUGGGCUGUGCUGGAGGGAGAGGCCAGGCUGGCUGUGGUCCCCAUCCAGGGACUGCCUGGCUCCGGCACCCCAAAACAUCAGCCACGGCUCUCCCUGCUCCCCCAGCCCAGGAGACCCCCGCCACCCCCAGCCUGGGCAUCACCUCCCACUGCAGGCUGGCAGCAGUGCUCCCCGGGGAGGGAGCACAGAGCAGUGAACCAGAGCCAUAAAAACU
Molecule: messenger RNA, 986 nt
Organism: Egretta garzetta (little egret)
Lineage: Eukaryota; Metazoa; Chordata; Aves; Pelecaniformes; Ardeidae
Gene: GRAP
Product: GRB2 related adaptor protein
Exons: 5
Coding region: 1-609 (202 amino acids)
Molecular function (GO): protein binding
Source: RefSeq, a predicted model, not a curated record